Cladophialophora yegresii CBS 114405 is the source of this 1005-nucleotide messenger RNA. RefSeq lists its product as uncharacterized. NCBI's taxonomy places the organism in Eukaryota, Fungi, Ascomycota, Eurotiomycetes, Chaetothyriales, Herpotrichiellaceae. Bases 1 to 1005 code for a protein of 334 amino acids. The record is from RefSeq and is a predicted model, not a curated record. The transcript has a single exon.
AUGCCAGGAAUCAUCCAAUUCUUGGGCGGCCAGUUUUCUACACCGCCCAUGCCUCAGACCGACCUCACGGGAAGAAGUAUUUUGGUGACGGGCGCCAAUACUGGGCUUGGCCUUGAUGCCGCCCGGUUACUGGCGCGGAUGAAUUGCACCACCAUCGUGCUCGCCUGUCGAAGCCUGGCGAAAGGAGAAAAGGCCAAGGAAGCCGUCCUGCAGUCCUUGCCCAACGGUCACAAACAACCGACCAUCGUCAGCCUCGAGACCGAUUUGACCUCGUUCUCGAGUGUGGUCGCAUUUGCUGAGCGUUGCAAGGACCUUCCAAGACUUGAUGCCGCAAUCCUCAAUGCGGGGGUUCUCCUGGAAGAAUUCAGCUUGGCAGAGGGAUAUGAGACGACAAUCACCGUGAAUGUGAUCUCGACGUUCCUCCUGGCCACCUUGCUCCUCCCUACCCUGCGUUCGUCCGCAAAGCGAUACAACAUCACUCCCCACAUUGCCAUCGUCGGGUCGGCGGUCCAUUUCUGGGCCAACGACAAAGAUCUUACCACUCCCGCCGACGGCGAAAUCCUCCGAUCCCUAUCUGAUCCUAAGAAGGCGGACAUGAAGGGGCGCUACUACCUCAGCAAGUUACCGGUCAUGCUGCUGGUGAAAUACUUGGCGACAGUGCUAACGAAGUCGACUGAGGAAGACUCCAACGACAAGCCAUUGGUCAUCAUCAACAACGUCGCCCCCGGGUUUUGCAAGACCGACCUGUUCCGUACUAAUGACGGCGUUAUGGUCAAGGUCAUGAACAAGGCGAUGGGCAGAGAAAGCGAGCACGGAGCGCGCACGUUGGUGCAUGGCGCUGUUGCUGGGCAGGAGUCCCAUGGGCAGUAUCUCAGUGAAUGCCAGGUCAAGAAGUACAGCGCGUUUGUCAAGAGCGCCGAAGGUGAUCGAACUGCGAGGAGGCUCUGGCAGGAGUUGAGCGCCAUAUACGAGGGACUCAAGCCGGGGUGUACGCAGGCGUGGUGA